Ailuropoda melanoleuca (giant panda) is the source of this 3932-nucleotide messenger RNA. RefSeq names its product FYN proto-oncogene, Src family tyrosine kinase (gene FYN). NCBI's taxonomy places the organism in Eukaryota, Metazoa, Chordata, Mammalia, Carnivora, Ursidae. The record is from RefSeq and is a predicted model, not a curated record. The coding region runs from base 1104 to 2717 and encodes 537 amino acids. The transcript is spliced from 13 exons. Gene Ontology annotation, molecular function: ATP binding; protein binding; protein tyrosine kinase activity. Gene Ontology annotation, biological process: protein phosphorylation.
UUUUUUGGUCCAUUCCAACAGUCAUUCCAGCAGGCUGAAAGGUUUUAAAAUCUCUAUUCUUUCCUCUAAUUGGUUGACUGUCCCCUCAGUUGUGAAUUAUUUGUGAUAUCCCUAAGCACAUCUUGAUGAAAACCUUACAAGGAAUGAACCUACAAAGUCCCGCUGUGCCAGGACCUCCCUCCAGGUCAGUGUUGCUCCUCUGUGAUGUUAGCACCCCUGGGUUUGUCGCUUAUCACCUCUGGGGACUUCAAACCGUAUUGUCACUUAGCCCAGUGUUUCCGAUCUCUUGCAGCUAUGCUUUGAGCCACAGAUGCUUUGCUGAGAUCCAGGUGCUCUGUGUCUAUAAUGUACCGCUCUGAUAGUCCUGUGAAAAUGCCCUGAGAUGAGGGUGGUGCCCCAGGAAAGGAGAGUUAGUAGCAAGCUUGGUUAGUCACGGCUGUGAGGGCAGAGGUCCCCUUGGUUCUCCUCACUGAUGUCUGUAGGUUUCAAUCCUGAGCCCCACUUCCUGUAACACACUUGUGGGUGUUAGCCGUGGGUGAUUUUUAAGGCGAGACUAGAAGCCCAUAUUCAGAUGUGGAGUCCUAAUCUUUGUUUCUAGGGCUCACCAUUAUUAAAGACAUCCUCCUUUGCAGAGUACAUGUGGUCUAUGAAGAGCCGACCUCACUGUUGGGUGCAUAAGGCUGCUUCUCGGAAGAUGUAGGGGUGUUCAUUAGGUUGUGAAAUGUGCCACUACUAAACGUAGUCAGCGUGUAAAGUGAAGGAAAGGAAGUGAGAUGCUGUGUGGAUCAUUUAUGUUAACAGAAGAAGGGGGGAAGACAAUUCACUCAUUUGCAUAGUCCUUCCAAAUAAGACUGCCAAGACCAAGUGAGAUGAUUUCAGGGUCAGUCAGGAGGCGGCGUGAUGUAGUGGAAAGAGUGUGUGGGCCUCAGGGGCUGGAGUAGGUCCUCCUUUGUCACCACCAAAGAGCUGUGUGAUGUUGGCUGUGGGGGAAGCGGGGAGUCAAAUGAAGAAUUGCCACAGUGGACCGGUCCAGCAGCUGUAGAAGAAGACAUGCGGUGUAUAUAAAGUUUGUGAUAGUUGGGGGAAAUUUUGGAAUUUAGAUAAUGGGCUGUGUGCAAUGUAAGGAUAAAGAAGCAACAAAACUGACGGAGGAGAGGGAUGGCAGCCUGAACCAGAGCUCCGGGUACCGCUAUGGCACAGACCCCACUCCGCAGCACUACCCCAGCUUCGGCGUGACCUCCAUCCCAAACUACAACAACUUCCACGCAGCCGGAGGCCAAGGGCUCACUGUCUUUGGAGGUGUGAACUCUUCAUCUCAUACCGGGACCUUGCGUACCAGGGGAGGAACAGGAGUGACCCUGUUUGUAGCCCUUUAUGAUUAUGAAGCACGGACGGAAGAUGACCUGAGUUUUCACAAAGGAGAAAAAUUCCAAAUAUUGAACAGCUCGGAAGGAGAUUGGUGGGAAGCCCGCUCCUUGACAACAGGAGAGACUGGUUACAUUCCCAGCAAUUACGUGGCUCCAGUUGACUCUAUCCAGGCAGAAGAGUGGUACUUUGGAAAACUUGGCCGAAAAGAUGCUGAGCGACAGCUUUUGUCCUUUGGAAACCCAAGAGGUACCUUUCUUAUCCGUGAAAGUGAAACCACCAAAGGUGCCUAUUCACUGUCAAUCCGAGAUUGGGAUGAUAUGAAAGGAGACCACGUCAAACAUUAUAAAAUUCGCAAACUUGACAAUGGUGGAUACUAUAUUACCACCCGGGCCCAGUUUGAAACACUUCAGCAGCUUGUACAACAUUACUCAGAGAGAGCCGCAGGUCUCUGCUGCCGCCUAGUAGUUCCCUGUCAUAAAGGGAUGCCAAGGCUUACCGAUCUGUCUGUCAAAACCAAAGAUGUCUGGGAGAUCCCUCGAGAAUCCCUGCAGUUGAUCAAGAGACUGGGAAAUGGGCAGUUUGGGGAAGUAUGGAUGGGUACCUGGAACGGAAACACAAAAGUAGCCAUAAAGACUCUUAAACCAGGCACAAUGUCCCCGGAGUCAUUCCUUGAGGAAGCACAGAUCAUGAAGAAGUUGAAACAUGACAAGUUGGUCCAGCUCUACGCGGUCGUGUCUGAGGAGCCUAUCUACAUUGUCACCGAGUACAUGAAUAAAGGAAGUCUACUUGAUUUCUUAAAAGAUGGGGAAGGAAGAGCUCUGAAAUUACCAAACCUUGUGGAUAUGGCAGCACAGGUUGCUGCAGGAAUGGCUUACAUCGAGCGAAUGAAUUACAUCCACAGGGAUCUGCGAUCAGCAAACAUUCUAGUGGGGAAUGGACUAAUAUGCAAGAUUGCUGACUUUGGAUUGGCUAGAUUGAUUGAAGACAAUGAAUACACAGCAAGACAAGGUGCAAAGUUCCCCAUUAAAUGGACGGCCCCCGAAGCAGCCCUGUACGGGAGGUUCACGAUCAAGUCUGACGUGUGGUCUUUUGGAAUCUUACUCACAGAGCUGGUCACCAAAGGAAGAGUGCCAUACCCAGGCAUGAACAACCGGGAGGUGCUGGAGCAGGUGGAGCGCGGCUACAGGAUGCCCUGCCCGCAGGACUGCCCCAUCUCUCUUCACGAGCUCAUGAUCCACUGCUGGAAAAAGGACCCGGAAGAACGGCCCACUUUCGAGUACUUGCAGGGCUUCCUGGAAGACUACUUCACCGCCACAGAGCCCCAGUAUCAGCCCGGUGAAAACCUGUGAGACCGGGGUCUGCAGAGAGAGGCCUUCUCGGCGAGGCUUCCCCGCCCCCUCCCCAUUAGCUUUCAGUUCCGUAGCCAGCUGCUCAAGCAGUGAGAGCCUCCCGGAUCAGAUUGCAUGUGACUCUGAAGCUGACGAACUUCCACGGCCCUCAUUAAUGACACUUGUCCCCAAAUCUGAACCUCCUCUGUGAAGCAUACGAGACAGAACCUUGUUAUUUCUCAGACUUUGGAAAAUGCAUUGUAUCGAUGUGAUGUAAAAGGCCAAACCUCUGUUCAGUGUAAAUAGUUACUCCAGUGCCAAGACCCUAGUGCUUUCCUUUUUUUAAAAUGCAAAUCCUAUGUGAUUUUAACUGUCUUCACCUGAUUCAACUAAAAAAAAAAAAAAGUAUUAUUUUCCAAAAGUGGCCUCUUUGUCUAAAACAAUAAAAUUUUUUUUCAUGUUUUAACAAAAACCAAUCAGGACAGGUGUUUGGUUUUUUCUUUUUUUAUAAUAGGAAUAUAUAUAAUAUAUAUGUCCCUGUACAUACACCAUGUGGGUGCUAAUGUGGAGACCAUGGCCGACCUGGGCCGUAAAGCCUCGGGACCCAGAGUGAGGAUUUUACUGCCAAAUCAGCAUAAAAGCACUGGUGUCAUUCUGCAAACCAGUGGCCUCCUUUUUGGCUUUUGCAAAGCAUGAUCUUUUUUCUUUUUUUCUUUUUUUUUUUUAAUUUGGAUUGCACUUUUUUGGUUCAUGAUUGUACCCGUAGAUGGCUGUUCCUUUGACUCAUUUCAAGCAGCCCCAGAGCUGAAUUCACAAGUUCUGUUUCCAGUGUUUGCUUUGACUUAACUGCGAUUUGUUCUUGAAGCCUAAAAGCAUAUUGAAGCAAGCAAAUGGCCAAUAACUACCAGGGGAACUGGAAGAUGGAUACCACACAUACUUCUUGUAUAAAAAUAUGAAUGCUGAAAUGUUUCAAACUUUUUUUAUUUAAUAAACCUUGUAACCACAUUUAAAUGGUCUAAAACCCAUAGCGUUAGAGUCAUGGCGACCUGCUAAACUUUCUCAUGCAACUAAAACUUCUGAGGGUGGGGGUUGGACAUUUCCCAUUGUAAAAUAAGUGUUUCAAACGUCCUGUACUGCUAAUGAAAUGACUUUCUCUAUGUCCAAGAAGUCUCCAGUGGAAUAACUAUGCACUACUUUACAUUUCAUGGGGAUGCACCAAAAAAAAAAAAAAAAAAA